Petromyzon marinus (sea lamprey) is the source of this 3163-nucleotide messenger RNA. RefSeq names its product ras-like GTP-binding protein RHO. Gene Ontology annotation, biological process: small GTPase-mediated signal transduction. Gene Ontology annotation, molecular function: GTP binding; GTPase activity. NCBI's taxonomy places the organism in Eukaryota, Metazoa, Chordata, Hyperoartia, Petromyzontiformes, Petromyzontidae. The record is from RefSeq and is a predicted model, not a curated record.
GGGAAGCAGCGGGACCCGCAUUGCAUGCAGAGGGGACGGUGGGUGCCGGUUGAGUGGUCACUGUGGUGGGGGCAUCUCCAGUGAACAAAGGGCAAGCGGCAGGCUCUGCUCACCCCCUUCCCCUCCCCACACACAUACGCGGGCUUAACACAGGAGGGGCAACGCGUGCGACAAUUAGGAUUGUUCUACACGGGUGAAUGGUCGUAUUGUUGUAGGGCCGUACACAUGGUUAUUAUAUUUUUUUCCCCUUCCAAUUGUCGGAAUAAGUUUUCGGUUCGCUCGCUGGGUUUUUGCGGCGAGUCUCAAGGAGAGAAGUUGUUGGCUCAAAGUUGCGCAAGGACCCCGAGGAGUUUAGAGAGUGAGGAGAGGAACAGCAGCGGGAGGAGGAGGAGAUCGAGGAGAGACAUCGCUGCUGUUGAGACAGCUGGCGGGCACGACCAUGGCGGGCGUUACGACGCGCAAGAAGCUGGUGGUGGUGGGAGAUGGUGCGUGUGGGAAGACGUGUCUGCUGAUGGUGUUCAGCAAGGAUAAGUUCCCCGAUGUGUAUGUGCCUACCGUGUUCGAGACCUACGUGGCUGACAUCGAGGUGGACGGCAGGCAGGUGGAGCUGGCCCUGUGGGACACGGCCGGGCAGGAGGACUACGACCGCCUAAGGCCGCUCUCCUACCCUGACACCGACGUCAUCCUCAUGUGCUUCUCCGUGGACAGCCCUGACUCGCUGGAGAACGUGCCGGAGAAAUGGGUCCCCGAGGUGCAGCACUUCUGCCCCAAUGUGCCCAUCGUGCUGGUGGCCAACAAGAAGGACCUCCGUGGUGACGAAUCCGUGCUUCAAGAGCUGGCGCGCAUCAAGCGGGAGCCCCUGAAACCCGAGGAUGGGAGGACCAUGGCGUCUCGCAUCCAAGCCUUCGACUACGUGGAGUGCUCUGCGCAAACCAAGGAUGGUGUGCGUCUCGUCUUCGAGACAGCCACCAGGGCCGCCAUCCAGAAGCAGUCCAAACGCCGCGGCCGCUCGUGCUUCAAGUGCAACCUGCUCUAACGGACAUGGGGGACGUGCGUGAUCGUGUGCGGUCAGGCGGACGUUUGUGGCGACUGAACCACUGUGCCCAGCAACACACCACUGGCAGCAAUACAACCGCUGCUGCUGUCUGCAUCUUCGAUUGGCUACGUACGAUGCGAAAGAAGUUCGAUGUAUGUGCACUCACAUCGUGGUCAACGCCAAACAAUAAUACAGCCACUGCACACACUUUACUGCCAAUGCCACAAAGCUCGGUCGCAUCAGCACUUGUGCCACUGCCAAAAACGUGAGCACAGCCAUGACCACCAUCACCACUAGCUUCAUUGUCAACACCAAAACCUUUUUUUCUGCUGCCAUCGUGGUGCUGAUAGUGGUAUUGACGACAACACCAUCAAUACCACUACCACCACUACUCAUUACCACCUCCACUAUCACCACCACCAUCACUGCUACUGCCACUACUACCGUCGCCGCUUCCUCCACAGGCCUUUCAAUGUCUUUACCAGCUCUCGAUUUCCAUGUUGGCCGUUGAACCUCCCCCGAAGCUUCUUGACAUCCUCCAAUGUCCACCUUACCUGUCCGGCAGCAUCACCAGCAUCCUUGGCUUCUCAACGUCUGCAGCAUCAUCUUGAGCGUCUGUGGUACUCUGGGGGUACUGUGGAAGCGGAGGAGGUAACAAGGGCAGUGAAGGAGAAGAAAUAUAGCUUUGGUAGACACAGUGGAGAGGUGGUGGGGACAGGGAUGAGAGAUGGUGGAGACGAUGUAGAGUUGGAGGAGAAUGAAGAAGUGGUGAAGAUCAUGUAGAGGUGGUGGAGACACGGGAGAGUUGGUGUAGAUGAGCCAGUCCUGAACAAAAUGACACGGAAUGAUUUUGGCAAAAACGAUGCAACUAUCUUCAGCAAUGCUUUCAGACUGCCCUGAUGGCGAAUGUGGACUUUUAAGAUUACUAAUAUAGUAAAUGCUUAUCUUUAAAGGUAAAUGUAUAUUGUACUUUGAAAUGUUGAGCGAUGUUGAUUUAAUUUAUUUGCGAUUUCUUGCAAGACGUUUUUUGUCUUCUGUUUUGGACACUAAUGAAUUUAACCACUUGCGGCUAAAAUUUAAAGCGUAAGUUUACACACCGGUUUGACUUUUAAAAGUAAAUACUGUACAGAACUCUUUUGGUUGAAGUAUCGAGGUAGUUUUUUUUUAUUGUCAAUUUAAGGUACUAUUUUUGGGGAUUACUCAACAUAUAAUUUGGUCCUAUCAUGCGCCUGCUGUUUGUGUUGAACAUGAAAAUCGGUUUACUUUUUAUGGGCUUUGUGAUGUGUAAACUGAGUUUGUAGACACACGUACAUGUGCACUCAUACUGUACACACGUAUAAAACCUGUACACAUACAACUCGCACACAUGUACAUUCAUCUGUACACAAAGACAAAAAGUCCCCUUAUAGGUUUUUUUUAGGCCUUUUUGGAAGUGCUGGAAACAUACUUAAAGCCUAUACACGUACACUUACCCAUGUACGCUCAUCUAUACACAACACAUCUAUGUACAGACAUUUGCACUCUUGCACUAAGUUUAUAUACACACUUCACUGUGUACAUGUACACGCUUACACUUACAUAUACAUGUAUGUUUACAGACAUGUAUGAACAGGUACACACAUGGUAUACAGUUCAAGCACUGCAGCUGUGUAUAUUUCACAAUUUAACAAGUUGUCAAUAAUGGAAUGAGUUUCACGGGACUCCUUUAAACGAAUCCCUUAUCCUCUUGUGAUAAAAAAGAACAGACCCCCCCCCCCCGACUUUUUGCCCACGCAUUUUUUUAAAAGAACCCAAAUAAAGUUAUUUCCGUGAAAAUAAGUUAAUUUUAAAAUCUUUACGUGAGCUUGGAUGACUCAGAGGCAGUAAUUGCACAAGCAAUUGCACAAGCAGUGUACGCUGCUUUCUUAAACAAUGGCACAACAUUUUAGGUAGGAAGUCUUCAACGGAUUUGUCGACACCAUGAUAAUGUGGAAUUUCCAUCGCUGGCUCCCGGGGUCGCCAAGAGAAGAAAAUGGGCACUGCCACACACGGUUGUUUGGGCAGGGGAACACUUUGACUUGAAACAUAUAUGCAGGUGGUUUAUCCAGGAAAAGCCUGACAUGGUUUCUGCAUUUGGGGGGGGGGGGG